GACGUUUGCGUCUUUAUUGUGCGCAUGCGCGUGUUACCCGGCAGUGAAAAUCGCUUAUUCACACAGGUGAACAACAGCAAAACAGACGCACAGAUCGUCACGACAUCAGAGAUUAGACAUGGGCAAAGGCGGCGGAACAUUUGAGAGACUGUUGGAUAAGGCAACCAGCCAGCUGCUGCUGGAGACCGACUGGGAGUCCAUUCUGCAGAUAUGUGACCUCAUUCGGCAAGGCGAUACACAGGCAAAAUACGCAAUUGGCGCCAUCAAGAAAAAACUCAAUGACAAAAAUCCACAUGUAGCGCUCUAUGCUCUUGAGGUCCUGGAGUCAGUGGUGAAGAACUGUGGCCAGACGAUUCAUGAUGAAGUGGCCUGUAAGCAGACAAUGGAAGAGCUGAAGGAGCUGUUCAAGAAACAACCUGAACCGAACGUGAAGAACAAGAUCCUUUACCUGAUCCAGGCCUGGUCCCACGCCUUUCGCAACGAGCCCAAGUACAAAGUCGUCCAGGACACCUAUCAGAUCAUGAAGGUGGAAGGUCAUGUCUUCCCAGAAUUCAAGGAGAGUGACGCCAUGUUUGCGGCGGAGAGGGCCCCUGAUUGGGUGGAUGCAGAGGAGUGUCACAGAUGUAGGGUUCAGUUUGGUGUUAUGACCCGAAAGCACCACUGCAGGGCAUGUGGGCAGAUUUUCUGUGGGAAGUGCUCUUCGAAGUACUCUACCAUUCCCAAGUUUGGCAUUGAGAAGGAGGUGCGAGUGUGUGAGCCCUGCUUUGAGCUUCUCAACAACAACCCCUCCCUCUCUCCCCCUGCUAGAAAAGCUGAAGGGAAGGCCGCCAGCGCUGGGCAGUCCGAGCUUCCCCCUGAGUACCUGACCAGCCCUCUGUCCCAGCAGUCUCAGGUAGUGCCCACCGAAGCAAUGCCACCAAAAAGAGACGAGGCCGCGCUGCAGGAGGAAGAGGAGUUGCAGUUGGCCAUCGCGCUGUCUCAGAGUGAAGCGGAGGAGAAGGAAAGGAUGAGACAGAAGAACCCUUACUCUGCCUACCCUAAAGCAGAUCCCACCCCUGUGACUUCCUCUGCCCCUCCUGUCAGCAAUCUCUACUCCUCACCUGUGAACUCAUCGGCUCCAUCAGCCGAAGACGUGGAUCCAGAGCUGGCCCGUUACCUGAACAGAACUUACUGGGAGAAGAAACAGGAAGAGGUUCGCAAGAGUCCCACCCCCUCUGCUCCGGCUCCCGUUUCACUGGCUGAGCCCGUGCCAAUCAGCCAACCAGUGGAAAGCCACACUCCAGUCCAACCCAUCAACAUAGUGGAGCAGCAGUAUCAGAAUGGAGAAUCCGAGGACAACCAUGAGCAGUUCCUGAAGGCGUUGCAGAAUGCCGUCACCACUUUCCUUAACCGCAUGAAGAGCAACCACAUGCGUGGACGCAGCAUCACCAAUGACAGCUCUGUGCUCUCCCUAUUCCAGUCCAUCAACAACAUGCACCCACAGCUGCUGGAAAUACUCAACCAGCUGGAUGAAAAGAGAAUGUACUAUGAGGGUCUUCAGGACAAACUGGCGCAGGUACGUGACGCGCGGGCGGCACUGAACGCUCUGAGAGAGGAGCACCGCGAGAAGCUGCGACGGGCUGCUGAGGAGGCAGAGAGACAGAGACAAAUCCAACUCGCCCAGAAACUGGAGAUCAUGAGGCAGAAGAAACAGGAGUAUCUGGAGAUGCAAAGGCAGCUGGCUAUUCAGCGCCUGCAGGAGCAGGAGAAGGAGAGACAGAUGCGCCUGGAGCAGCAGAAACACACUAUUCAGAUGAGAGCACAGAUGCCUGCCUUCUCUCUGCCUUACACACAGAUGCAGUCUUUGCCUCCCAAUGUGGCCGGAGGGGUGGUGUAUCCCCCCACUGGCCCUCCCAGUUAUCCAGGCACGUUCAGUCCUGCUGGUUCAGUGGAGGGUUCGCCCAUGCAUGGAGUCUACAUGAACCAGCCCGGACAGCCCACUGCUGGUGGCCCGUACCAGGCCAUGCCUGUGUCAGCUACAGAUCCCAACAUGGUGAACGCUUACAUGUAUCAGCCUGCAGGCACCAGUGGGCAGCCAGCUGCCCCUGGACAAGCCCCUCCCACAACCACCCCUGCCUACAGUAACUACCAGCCCACACCCACACAGGGAUACCAGAAUGUGGUGUCCCAAGCUCAGAGUUUGCCCCCUAUGUCGCAGGCUGCCCCCACCAAUGGUAUCGCCUACAUGGGCUACCAGCCGUACAACAUGCAGAAUAUGAUGAGCGCUCUUCCAGGACAAGACCCCAACAUGCCUCCCCAGCAGCCCUACAUGCCUGGGCAGCAGCCUAUGUACCAGCAGAUGGCUCCCCCUGGUGGUCCGCAGCAGCAAUCACAACAGCAGCCCCCGCAGGCUCCUCCGGGCAGUGCAGAGGCUCAGCUCAUUUCAUUUGACUGAUAGCUCAUCAUAUGCCUUUACCCACCAGGUCCAGCACACUACAUUCAACCCUCCCUCCCACACCCUGCCGGUUCUGGGUUCAUUACUCUCCACCUGCUCUCGCUUCACAAUGUUCCACAAGUAUUGAAGGUGUACAAAUAUAGUAAAAGCAUCUGGCUGUCUGAGUCCCCCUCCCUUCCCUGUCUCUUUAAAUGGAGGAGGAGAGGCUACAGAUGGAGCUGGUGGGGAACCUUUUGUCUCUCAACUAGAUGAAUCUCACAAAACUCAAUGUCUGGAUCAUAUUUUACCCUCAAAACAAAAGAAGCACUUUUUUAGAUCUUUUGUGACAUUAGUUAUGGCAAUUAAACUAGUCUUCUCACCCCAUUCUCAUUAUUGUCAUGCACAAAAUUGGUGUAUUAUUUCUGUGAAGUAGUUAUACAUGAUGGUAAUAUUUGUUGUAAUGCCUUUAUAAUGAUUUCAGUUUUUAAAACAACUGUAACGGAAAUGAGACUCAAUAUUGACAAUUAUGGGAAUUAAAAAAACUCAUCUUGACACAUUGAUAUGAUUUUGGGGGGAAAUGUGCUUAAUUGUCAUGAAAAUAAUGCAAAAAAAAUCUUAAUGGUAAAGCCCAUGGAAGCCUAUCUCCACCACAUAAGAUAGUCAUGCUUUGGGAAAUCAUAAUUAUGACAUGAAAAUCUGAAUUAUGAGAUACUAAGUCAUAAUUGUGAGAUUAAAAUGAACAUUUAUGACAUAAGUUGAAAUUGACACGUCAAAAUUAUGAGAUACUAAGUAUUGUAACUAUGACUUUACAUCAUAAUUUUGACUGUUUAUCUCAUAGUUAUGGGUUAGUAUCUCAUAAUUUAUCAAUAUCUCAGAAGACAAAUUUAAUUUGACUUUUUAUAUAAUUUGAAUCUCAAUAUUAUGACAGUCAUAAUUGAGUUAAAAAGUUGAAAUUGUUAAAUUUAUAAUUGACAAAAUAUAAUAAUUACUUAGUAUCUCAUAAUUUCUCAAUAUAUCUCAAAAGUUGAUGACAUUUAUAAUUGAGUUAAAAAGUUGAAAUUGUUACAAUUGACAAAUUUGACUUUUUACAUAAUUUAAACUUUUUAUCUCAUAAUUAUGACUUGGUAUCUGAAUUUCUCAAUAUCUCAUCUCAAAAUUUUUUAUUAUGACCGGAAUAAUUGAGUUAAAAAGUUGAAAUUGUUAAGUUAUAAUUAUGACAAUCUAAUUUGAUUUGUUUUUUUAUGGCAAUUUUGACUUUUUAUCAUAAUUAUGACUUGGUAUCUCAUAAUUUCUCAGUAUCUCAGAAGUUGAUAUGACAGUCAUUUAGUUUAAAAGGUUGAAAUUGUUAUAAUUGACAAAUUUAACUUGACUUUUUACAUAAUUUGAAUUUAUUAUAAUGAUUACUUAGUAUCUUGUAAUUUCUCAAUAUCUCAUUUCAAAAAUCGAUACUAUGACAUUCAUAAUUGAGUUGUUGAAAUUGUAAUAAUUGACAAAUUUGCCUUUUUACAUAAUUUAAACUUUUUAUCUCAUAAUUAUGACUUAGUAUCUCAUAAUUAUUAAUGUCAUAAUUAUGAUUUACCAAAGUGUGAAUUUUUUCUCUUGUGGCAGAAAUGAGCUUCCAUAACAUUGUGACCUGGACAUGUUUGUGAGAUUCACCCUACUGCUAACUUUCCUCUCUAGAUUUUUUCAAAUUUAGUUUUUCCUUAUAAAACCGAGCUUGUGCAAAAGUUAGUCAUUCGUACUAUAGAGAAACAAACACAAUAUGAUUUAAAAAGACAAUACUUUAUAACCAUCUUUUGUCUCAUUUUGUUAAAAUGUGUUUGCAUGAGUGAAUAUGUAACAGCCAUUUUUUUCUUCAGUUAGGAGGCUUACUGGCUUUAGCAGAGGUCACUGAGGCAUCACACACCAUUUUUCAGCACAGAUCUGCUCUAAAAAGAUCAUGUGACAUUCCAGUGCUGGUUUCCAUGUGACAAAACCAUCCUCUGCAAUUCUAGAAAUAUUUGAGAAGCUCUGCGUUUAGGAUCAGUUUUGUGGAAUCCUUGCUAAUGAUUUAUGCGGUAGAUGGUGCACACAUUGGCUUCUGUCGUGUAAUUAACAGCCAAUGAGAUGUCAACUUUACUGCCAUUUGCAUAUCACCAAUCUAUUCAAAUGGGCUGGUGUUUCCAAGUACUGCAUGUAAGUUUGCCAGACGUCAUGUGCGUUUGUCUUUGCUCUAUGUGGAUCUUCACAGAAUGCCAUAGCCAGGGGUUCAGAACCAGAUGAAUCAAUCAAUUUCAAAGCUGCAGUUUCAUCACUAAUUAAUUGCAGUGUAAAAUUGAACAUCAAAUCAAUGGCAGACAAAGGAAGUCUAUUUUUAAUGGUGGCUGUGGGUGGUUUUGAAUAGAGAUGGACAGCUUUUGAAUGACAUGAACGCUGCAUGUUUGUUACAUUCUCACAAAACCGGUGAUGUCUGUAACUCCUUUAAUAUUCAUCUUUGUUCCAUACUGAUCCGCCUCAUCUUAAAAAGAAGUAAUUUUAAAAUCAUAUUUAAUAAAUAUCUUGUUCUUUUAUUGGUCAUACAUUAGUGGAAAUGUUUCUUUUCUUGUCUCUGAAAGUAUGUGCACAAUAAAACAAUGUAAAUCUG
This is a messenger RNA of Megalobrama amblycephala (Wuchang bream), 5036 nucleotides long. RefSeq names its product hepatocyte growth factor-regulated tyrosine kinase substrate (gene hgs). The record is from RefSeq and is a predicted model, not a curated record. The transcript is spliced from 21 exons. Gene Ontology annotation, molecular function: phosphatidylinositol binding; metal ion binding; ubiquitin binding. NCBI's taxonomy places the organism in Eukaryota, Metazoa, Chordata, Actinopteri, Cypriniformes, Xenocyprididae. Bases 119 to 2434 code for a protein of 771 amino acids.